AGCAGAGAAAUAAUGUCAGAUGAGUGUGUAUAGUGGAAAAAUAUCACCAUUAACUGGCUUGACAUACAUAGGAAGGUACGAAACCAACGGAAAAGCACUCACAGUACUUUCUAAAAAAUGUUUUUGUUUUGUUUUUCCUGUUGGUACAUUUGAUGUACGUUCUCUCCAUCCUGUGUUUAUAGCUGUUUGGAAAGAAGAUAGAAGCGACAGACUUCUAUAAGUCUGUGACAUGCUCAUAUACGCGAUCUUAAUAAUUGCAUGGUGUUCAUAUAGACAGGAGUUCCCAUCUUUGACCAGCUGUCUUAAAUUUAUAAAAGUAGUUCAAAGUAUGGAUUUCAUAAUAAUAAAUCAAAUGUCAAUCUUAGUUUAUCAGUCUAUCAGUCUCUGUUAUUUUUAGGGCGGUAUAUACUGAUCCCGUUUUCGAUCUCUUCCCCUAUAUAGUAGAAAAUCGCUACUAUAAAUAAACCAACCCAACCAACUGCUAAUCAGUCUUCUUCGUAUUGACUGCCGAGGAUCCAUCUAUCAGCAAUUUGUUAACAUGAAACAAGUUUGUGAAGGCAGAUCGUCGUAUAUCGACAUCGUGAACAUCUGCUGUGUACACAGGAUAAACAAACAAUACAGAGCUUUGGUGAUCACGUGAUAUCUUGCUAUUUCCGGUAGUGACACAAGGGAAGUUGACAAGGAGCAUAAAGAGACACAACAGAUGAAGUUUAAUUGAAGGCGGAAGACACUGUUCAAGUGUUCAGCAGACAAUGGCAGCUGCAGAAAUGAUGGCCAACCGAGCUCAGGUGUGCCUUCAGUUCAUGGACAAACUCAAUGAUGUAUUCGGAUCCAGCCAUUUUUGUGAUCUCAUUUUUGAACUGAGGGGUCGUCAGUUUUUUGCUCAUCGAGCAGUCCUUGCUGCUUGGAGCCCAUUGGUGUAUGGGAUUUUCUCCAAGGAAAAAUGCAUGAUAGAGAAAAUUCGUCUAAAUUAUGACAACAUAGAGGCCUUUGGCAGUUUUGUGUCUUUCUUAUAUUCUGGCCAGCUGAAUUCAGAUGCAGAAGGACACUUGAUACAGGUUCUGCACCUGGCCACCAGUCUUCAGGUUAACAUUUUGCGCCACACUUGUGAAGAGGCUCUGAAACGCCAGCUUCACAUUGGAAACAUAAUCUCUACGUUCCAUGUCGCUCGCAAGUUCCGCUUGCCUAACCUGGAGGAGUAUGCCCUCAACUUUAUGCAGAUGAAUCUACCAGAAGCUGUUAAGCAGACAGACUUUCUCAGUUUAAGUCCACCUCGCUUCAACAGUUUCCUGUCGAGUGGCUGGGUAUGUGUGAUGAAGCCAGAAGUGAAGCUGUUCCUUAUUAUCAGUUGGCUGGGAUAUGAUGUCAAAGAGCGACAACAGUACCUAGUCCUGCUUCUGCGUUACAUUGAUUGGUCGACAGUGGCCAAUGACUUCCUUCUGGAAAUCUCCCAAACAGAAAACUUCUUCACAACAAAUGAGUCAAGCUUAUAUCUUCUGCUUCAGACUUUGUUCAGCUCAACCAUUCCCUUGGGUCCAUACACUGACCUGUUCCCAGGGCUGAGAGAAAAGUAUGGCUUUCUGUUGGACCAUAUUAUACACAAUAGUUACAUGCUACCUGUGGAACCUGAGGAGUACUUUCCUGUAUCCUUUCAUUUGGCCACCAUUCUUCCAUCUGCCUCCCCCCACCCUGGCUACCAGGUUAAGAAAAGCAGCAAGACAAGAGAGCCUGACCUGUUGUUUAUCUCGGGGGUCAAUGAAAACGACAAUGCAAAUAAUGAAGAACAUGGGGGCCAGGAAGUUGUUGACUGUGUAAUUUCAGAAGAGCGUUGUGAAAAGGACAACAAAGAUUUGGAAACAUACAAUUUGGCCAGUCUUGGAUGCACACUCGAAGAAUCUCAGCUGCCAAAGGAUUUUAUUAAAUUGCCCGAUGUUUGUAAAAAGGAGUCAGCCAUGGCCAGCAUGGCAAGGAGAGGUCGGCCUCGCAGAGCUGUUGCAGCUGCAAAGAUUCACUCAGAUUCGGCUCAUCUAGCUUCCCUGUCCACAAAAACACCUUACCAGAAGAUAAGCACCGAGGCUAAUAGCAUCCCACCAGAGAAAAAGAUGAAAACCACAAGAAAGGAAAGAAAGGAAACAUAUGAACGAGGGAAAAAUCGGACAGACAGUAAAGUAGCUGGACUUAAUCCAGAUAAUGGUGUAACUGGCAAACAGAAGAAGAGAAGAGCUCCAUCCAGGUUGACUGUGCCAGAAAAGCUUACCCCUCUUAAAAGAAGGGCAGGUGGUGGGAAAAAUGUGCCCAGGAAAGUGGCAUCUGAUAAGGCAAAAGCAAGUGACAAAGAACAGUUGAAUACAUCAUCUGCUGAUGAUAGUUCAGCAGAAAAGUCUCCAAGGAAGAUGGCAGAGAAUGAAUUUCUUUCUCAUGAUGAAGAGGCAGAUUCAGGUGAAAAUCUUGUGAACAAGGAACCUGUAGGUGCACAGAAUAUAAUUCCUGCUACCAAAAGGACUUAAAAUGGAUCCCUUACAAAUCAAGAGCAAAUCUCUUUAACAGAACCUGUGCAGUUAGAGCAGUCUGCCUCUUCACACAAACAGCUGCCUGCAUAUUUGCUUCCAGCAGAAGAAAGCGUGCCACAGGAGCAGAAAAGGACAUCCCCACAUUUUCCUGACAGUUCAAACAAAUGUGAAGAGCAUGGUAAUUCGGCUUCAUUCAGUGCAGUCUCAGCUGGUCCUCAGAAACCUCCUCAUGUCAAGCAAGGAACUGUGUUUUCAUGCACAGUGUGCAGUUUUGAGUGCUUCUGGCGCAUGGCCUUUUACAGCCACAUGCGCCAACAUUUUCCUGGACCACCUCAUGUUUGUGACCAUGAAGGAUGCGGAUAUGCUGCCAGUAAGAUUCAGCCCUUCCUGAUGCACCGGCGCAAACAUACAGAUGAGCGGCCUUAUAAGUGUACUCAUUGUGGAGCUCUUUUCCGCAACAGCAACAAUCUCUAUGCACAUCUGAAAUGCCAUUCAGAUGACAAGAAAUUUGAGUGCCCAGUAUGUAAACGUCGUUUUCGAAUGAAGAACACAAUGGAGCAACAUAUGGUCAUUCACAGUGAUGAUCGACCAUACCUGUGUGAUACCUGUGGCUUCUCAACUAAAUAUCAAUCUCACCUCAUUGCCCACAAACGGAUACACACUGGAGAGGUGUUUCACUGUAACUUCCCUAUGUGUAAGUACUACUCUCCAAAACGCAGUCAACUAAAGGCACAUAUGAGAUCCCACCUGAAUGUCCGACACUUUGCCUGUGAGAUAUGUCAAAAGUCUUUUGUGGAGAAGAGUCAUUUGGUACGUCACAGACGCAUACACCAAGAGGAUAGACCCUUCAGAUGUGAGAAGUGUGACUACAGUUCCACAAGGAUGGACAAGCUGCGUGAGCAUGUAGAGAGACAUCAUGGUGACAAUCCAGCUGUUAAACGCAAGUUCACACCUCGUAAGAAAAAAGGUAUCUCCUCUUCUAUUCCCACAACUUCCUCUACCACAGCCACCUCAUCAUCCAACAUCAAGAUGGUUUCCUCUGCUUUACCAAAGGAGAACCACUGGGGGCAGAAUGUAGAGGCAUCAAUAGCAACUUUAGUGUCAGCAGCAGAGGAAGUGCAACUUGCUUCUGAGAUUACAGAGAGCACCGGUCAGGUAUAUGAUCGUGCAUCAGGCCAAGAGCUUGUUCCGCAUCACUCUCUAGCUACCAACUGUGAAAACAGGACUCAGACGAACGGGUAUGGUUUGCAUGAGAGGGUGGUUGGUCGCAUUGAGUACACAGUGUCUGGUAGCUCAGGUCAGACUGUUGGAGCUGCCACGGGCUCCAGUUCUCAGGGCAUAGAGGAUGGAGUCAGAUCCUUAACUGGAUCAAGUGGCAAAUCUGUGGCCAUCACCUCCACCCAACUCUCGUAUGACAGCUUGCAUCCAAAGCAGUUUCAUCACAUGCACUCUAACAACCACCAAAGCCUAAGCCACCCUCCCCGGCAUGUUUCGUUGCACAUACAACACCAUGCACCUGCUUCCCUCUUGCAGCAGCCACAGCAGGCUGCACACACAUCUGCCUCACUUUUGCAGCAGCUGGCGAUGUCUGUUGGUGCUGCGUCAGGCAGCGAACAAGUCUCUUUGCCAUCCUCUGUGGUAUCAAACACUAACGCGAUAGUUCUUGCUCACUCCAUCUCGACAGACAUGCCUGUAGCACCACACAUUUUGCUUUCGACCAUGCCGCAGCAUGCAACAGCCUCUGCAGCUGACAGUCUGGCAUCCCUGUCUCAUGGGUUGACACUGUCUCUGCUGUCAACUCAAUCUGGAGUAAAUGCUGCUGGUCUCCAACAAGUUUUUCAGUCCUCUGGCUUGCCUGUCACACCAGCACAGUUAACCUUACAGCAGCAGCAAGAGCAUCACCAGCAGCAAUCUCAUCAACAGCAGCAACAGCCUCCUCUAACUCACAGCUCUCAGCAGAACCCUGACUUUGGUGGACUGAAUGCUUUCAUGGCAUUGCUCUAAAGGUACAGCAAGAUACAUGUAACCUCCAGUUGUUGGAAGUCGUUGGUCUUUCAUUAGAGUUGGGUAUGGUUUUAUUACAAAAAGAACUAGCCUUUUUUUUGUUCUUUGUGCUUUCCGAUUAUGGCUCAGUUCUGUAAUUGUACCAGAUUUUUUUCUGCAUUCACAUGGCCUUUAACAAAACUUUAACAGUAAUAACCAGGUGGUAUUAAAAAAAACAAACCUGUUGGCUGUUAGUGGCUAUAUCUGAUCUUUUUAGAUUGGUCCUAUUUCUGAUGUGGGAAAUAUACCUAUAGGAUUCAUUGGGUCAUAUAACUAGCUCAGAUCUGGUUUACUUGAUCCAUGGCAAUGACAGUUUUCUUUUACUCAAAAUGACAAUCAACAAACUUGAAACGCACCACUGAGUCCAGUGACCUUAUAGGUUGAAGUGGAUUUAUCACCACUUGGAAUUGGGCACAGUUCUCACUUAUCUUUGGCUUUAACUAUUCCGUUUGUUUUUACAUGCUAGUCCUGAGAAUGCCUUGAAAUCAAGGUAAGCAUUCUGUAGCAAGGAGUUGUUUUGUGGAGGAGGUUAGAUGUUCCCUUUACUUUUUUUUUUUUUAAUUGUUCUCUGUGUUGAUAGUGUAUGCUGACAACUUAGAAGGUAGUCAUAGAAAGAAUCUAUACUUUAGUCUCAAAUGAGUGCUAAAAUUAUAGCUUAAAGAAUGCAGAGUUCCUGUCCUCUAUCUAACACACGGUGCCCCAACUGUGUUGUACAUGGCUAUUUUUAAGCCCCUUAACAAACUGGGCCACCAGGUGGGUAUUUGACACGUCCCCCUGCAGGCUGUUUGCUUUCGCCUGCAAAUUCUGGAGCGUCACAGCGUACUCGUCGACCGCCUCAUCAGGCCGCUGUCGGCAAUUGUAGAAACUGGCAGUGAUAUCGACGACAUCUUUCCGCUCGCCAUAUGCCUCCACUAAGACACCCAAGAUCUAUUUCAGCGUAUCUAUUGUGUCAUGCAGAAGCAUCAAAACUCGACGUCUGGCAGGUCCCCCAGCUUGCUCAAGAUAUAACCAUGUCAGGAACUUUAUUUUUGAUCUCUCACUUUCACUCACUACACGCACGCGUCCCCUUGAGUGUUCUUCCAAUCACAUAUCACGAAGAUUUGUCGUGGGAAUCAAAACUUUAAAUCAAUCAACAUUAACUAAAUACAAAGUCCGUAGGUCUUCCACACUGCGACCUGUAACUCCAAACUCACACCAAAAAUGAAAUCUUCCUUGAAUUGCACAUACAGUCAAAUCUCCCUACUAUGCCACCCCGCUACUAUGCCACUCUCGGUAUUAUGCCACUUUUGCUCGGUCCCGACUAUAAAUUCAAUGUAAAAAAAAAUUUACUAUGCCACCCCAGACUU
Pomacea canaliculata is the source of this 5899-nucleotide messenger RNA. RefSeq lists its product as uncharacterized. The record is from RefSeq and is a predicted model, not a curated record. Gene Ontology annotation, molecular function: recombination hotspot binding; protein binding; histone H3K36 methyltransferase activity. Gene Ontology annotation, biological process: positive regulation of reciprocal meiotic recombination. The transcript is spliced from 9 exons. Gene Ontology annotation, cellular component: nucleus. NCBI's taxonomy places the organism in Eukaryota, Metazoa, Mollusca, Gastropoda, Architaenioglossa, Ampullariidae.